Molecule: messenger RNA, 333 nt
Organism: Myotis daubentonii (Daubenton's bat)
Lineage: Eukaryota; Metazoa; Chordata; Mammalia; Chiroptera; Vespertilionidae
Gene: SMIM40
Product: small integral membrane protein 40
Source: RefSeq, a predicted model, not a curated record
AUGGCAGAGGAGGAGGAUUAUGUGGGUGAAGAGGACGUGUUCCUGGCUUUUGCCCAGGGUCCUUCUCCUCCCAGGGGUCCCCUACGACAGGCCUUGGACAAGGCCUUCUUUAUAUUCCUGGCCCUCUUUCUGACACUACUGAUGCUGGAGGCUCUUUAUAAACUCCUGUGGCCGCUGCCAUGGGCAAAAUUUGGGGAAUGGCUCCUGGGAACACCUCAGAAGGAAGAUGAGCUGGAAUUGUGACUACCUUUUGUAUAAAUAUCCUCUUACCCUGAUAAAAUACAUAAGUAAGGCCCUAUCUGGUUUGCAUCAGUGGAUAGAGCAUCGGGCUGC